Molecule: messenger RNA, 1889 nt
Organism: Paramisgurnus dabryanus
Lineage: Eukaryota; Metazoa; Chordata; Actinopteri; Cypriniformes; Cobitidae
Gene: ctsa
Product: cathepsin A
Biological process (GO): proteolysis
Molecular function (GO): serine-type carboxypeptidase activity
Source: RefSeq, a predicted model, not a curated record
UUGAUUUUGAUGAGCAGACGUGAUCGAAUCACGUGACGUGAUCACGGGAAAGUAAGAGUCACAUGAUUUCUUGGGGGUACUAAACAGAUUUAACAACCGGUUAUCGGUUGUUUUCUCUCACUUCAGGCAUGAUGCAUCUUGUGACUGUGUGUUUGCUGCUGGGAGUGUUGGAGGUGUUUGGAGCUCCAGAUGCAGAUGAAAUCAAAUAUCUGCCUGGACUUCAGAAACAGCCCAGCUUCAAACAUUAUUCUGGAUACUUUCAUGUGGCAGACAAUAAACAUCUUCACUACUGGUUUGUGGAGUCCCAGAAAGAUCCAGCGAACAGUCCGGUGGUUUUGUGGCUUAAUGGAGGACCAGGAUGCAGUUCAUUGGACGGUCUGCUCACCGAACAUGGACCUUAUCUGAUCCAAGAUGAUGGUGCCACUCUAGAAUAUAAUCCUUAUUCUUGGAACAAGAUUGCAAAUAUGCUGUACCUGGAGUCACCAGCGGGUGUCGGGUUUUCUUACUCUGAUGAUAAGAAAUAUACCACCAAUGAUACAGAGGUGGCCAUGAACAACUACCAGGCUAUCAAAACUUUCUACAAGUUGUUUCCCGAGUACAGUAAGAAUGAGUUUUACCUGACCGGUGAGAGUUAUGGGGGUAUUUACAUCCCCACGCUGGCUGAGAUCGUCAUGGAGGACAGUAGCAUUAAUUUAAAGGGAAUUGCUGUUGGAAAUGGCUUGUCUAGCUAUGAGCUUAAUGAUAACUCCUUGGUCUAUUUUGCAAACUAUCAUGGCCUCCUUGGAGCAAGUUUGUGGAAUUCCCUUCAGACAUUUUGCUGCAAAGAUGGAGUUUGCAACUUUUAUGAUAAUACAAAUGUAAACUGCACCACAAGCCUCAAAACAGUUCAAACAAUUGUCUACGCGUCCGGACUUAACAUGUAUAAUCUGUAUGCACCCUGUGCAGGAGGUGUUCCCCAAAGAGUAAGCAUUGACAAUGGACAGUUUGUAAUUCGAGACAUGGGCAACCACUUCAUCAACUAUGAGUUUUCAAAAGCAUGGAACGAGAAAUACAGAGGCGUGGCCGCCCUGUUCAAAUCGACGAGGUUGGAUCCUCCCUGCACGAACUCCACCGCUUCCACCCUUUACCUCAACAACCCGAUGGUGAAGUCUGCCCUCCACAUCUCACCGGAUGCUCUAAACUGGGUCAUCUGCAGUGCUGAGGUCAAUCUGAAUUACGAUCGUCUGUUCAUGGAUGUGAAGAAGCAGUACAUGAAGCUUUUGGGAGCUCUGAAAUACCGUGUUUUGGUGUACAAUGGAGAUGUUGACAUGGCCUGCAAUUUUCUUGGAGAUGAAUGGUUUGUUGAAUCACUGCAGCAGCAGGUUCAGGUUCAGCGCAGGACUUGGAUUUAUUUCAAUGGUGAAACUCAGCAGGUUGGCGGGUUUGUCAAGGAAUUCUCCAACCUGGCUUUCCUCACGGUGAAGGGUUCGGGUCACAUGGUUCCCACUGAUAAACCCAUAGCAGCAUUCACAAUGUUCAGUCGCUUCAUCACCAAGCAACCGUACUAGUUCACACUCAGGGAUUUAGUUCAUUUUAAAACUGAAUUUGCACGGUCACACCUUUUAAAGGUUUCUGUAUCUGGACCACUGACUCGAUUUGUUUUUCUCUGCCUUUGUAUUUUAUAUAGUUUGCGUGGUGGACUCUGUGUAAUGGAUGAAUGUUUUGACGUACAGCUUUUUAUAUUAACGAUUUUGUCAUUUUAGUUUGUCACAUUAGUGACAUUUGCCAUUGAUCAGGUGUGCUUGUUGUCAUUUAAAAAUGAUUUCUUUUGAUUUAUGAUAUUUUGUAUUAGGGAACAAAUCUUUGUGCCUUAUUUUUAUUUUUUUUAAAUAAAAAUCAAUUUUCUGUAA